This is a messenger RNA of Guillardia theta CCMP2712, 252 nucleotides long. RefSeq lists its product as hypothetical. The record is from RefSeq and is a predicted model, not a curated record. NCBI's taxonomy places the organism in Eukaryota, Cryptophyceae, Pyrenomonadales, Geminigeraceae. The transcript has 2 exons. Bases 1 to 252 code for a protein of 83 amino acids.
AUGGCUGGAAUAGCGUCAUGGCAGGUGCACUAUUGGGAGAGAGGAUGGGUGCUUGUGUGGGCGAUCUUCGGAGGAUUUUCGUUUAUCGGAAGCAUGUUCCUUUUGGUUGCUUCGGGAGUUACGUCUGGGAUCGGCGCCAUGCUCUGGUCGUUUCAGCUCGUCGCGUGGUGUGUCCAGCUCGAAUGGAUCACCAUCGUCCAUUACAGGCGGCUUGGUUACCGCAUGAUGAAGCAGAAGCAAGAUAAUGCAUGA